Messenger RNA from Papaver somniferum (opium poppy), 2034 nucleotides. RefSeq names its product terpene synthase 10-like. The transcript is spliced from 7 exons. Gene Ontology annotation, biological process: diterpenoid biosynthetic process. NCBI's taxonomy places the organism in Eukaryota, Viridiplantae, Streptophyta, Magnoliopsida, Ranunculales, Papaveraceae. Gene Ontology annotation, molecular function: magnesium ion binding; terpene synthase activity. The record is from RefSeq and is a predicted model, not a curated record. The coding region runs from base 9 to 1814 and encodes 601 amino acids.
UCACUGCAAUGUCUCAUAUUACUAAGUUUCCGUUCCAAAAUUCUUCUUCUUCUUCAUAUUCGCUAUCAUCUCCUUUCAACUCCACCCGGACAAUCCCAUCACCGACCCUAUUGCUUGUUAACACUAAAUGCCCUGCACGAUCAGAAGCAUACCAACACUUUCAAUACCGACCUACGAUUUGGGAUUAUAAGCAUUUUGUUGAAUCACCCAUGACUAACUACUCGGUAAAGCCAGACACUGAAUUACGGGUGAAGAAGAUAGAAAAACAAGUGAAGGGCAUGCUUAAGAAGGUAGUGAAACCUAUGGAAAAAGUUGAAUUGAUCCAUAUUAUUCUAAGUCUCGGAAUGAGUAACCUUUUUGAGAAAGAAAUCCACGCAAUCCUGGAGAACAUGUACCAUGACAAUGCCCAUAGGACCAAAGAUAACUUAUAUGCAACUUCUCUCAGAUUUAGGAUUCUUAGGCAUUAUGGUUUUUAUGAAUCCCAAGAUAUUUUUGAUGAAUUCAGAUAUGCCAAAGGUGGGUUCAAGGAAUCAAUUAUAGAAGAUACGAGGGGAAUGUUAAGUUUAUUUGAAGCGGCACAUCUGCUUUUGGAAGGCGAAAGUAUCCUAAGUGAGGCUAUCUUCCUCACAAGAAAACAUCUAUUAAACAAUGGACGCAACAACGACACUAUUAAUGUUAACCUAGCUAAACAAGUUCAACGCUCUUUGGAGACCCCAGUUCAUUGGAGGGUUCAAAGAUUAGAAACUAGAUUUUUCAUUGAUGCAUAUGAGGAUCAAAAAGAUAUGAAUCCUCUUCUUCUGGAACUAGCUAAAUUAAAUUUCAACAUGGUACAGGCUCAACACAAAAUGGAACUCAGGCAUAUAUCAAGCUGGUGGAUUGAUAUGGGGAUUGCAAAGAAAUUGAAUUUUGCAAGAGACCGAUUAGUUGAGUGCUUCCUAACAAAUAUUGGGAUUUGUUGGGAGCCAAGAUAUGAACCUUGCAGGGUAUGGCUCACCAAAAUUCUAAGUUUUGCUUUAGUAAUCGAUGACAUCUAUGAUGUUUAUGGAUCAUUAGAAGAACUUGAAUUAUUUACCGAUGUUAUUGAGAGGUGGGAUUGCGAAGCGGCGGAAAAAUUGCCAUAUUACAUGAAGACAUGUUUCUUAGCUGUCUACAACACCGUCAAUGAAAUGGCUUUCGACAUACUGAAUGAGCAACAAUUUGACAUCUUGCCGCACUUGACCAAAUUGUUGGCCAAUUCGGUGAAGGCAAUGUUAACGGAAGCUAAAUGGUGUCAUAAAGGAUACCUACCAACUUUUGUGGAAUAUCAGCACAAUGGCUCAGUUUCAUCUUUCGGAUAUGUUUUUCUAAUGGUUGCGUAUUUCACGACGAACCAAAAUAUCAACGAUGGUGUAUUACAUGCCUUGGAAAAUAAUCAUCCUCUUCUCUACUCUUCAUGUUUGUUGUGUCGACUUUCAAAUGAUCUGGCAACCUCAUCGGCGGAGAUAAAAAGAGGUGAAUUUGCAUCAUCCAUAUACUGUUAUAUGCAAGAAAAAAACAUCUCGGAAGUGGAUGCCCGUGAACAUGUAAAAGGCCUAUUCAUAGUAACAUGGAAAGACAUGAACCGGUUCCUGUUUGAUUCAUCUCCAUUUGAUCGUUCAUUCGUCAACUUGGUACUAAAUUUUGCAAGAACAUCUUUGUUUAUGUACCAAUAUGGAGAUGGACUUGGAGUAGAACAUUCAAAGAGUAUAGAGCAUGUUUUGUCUUUGAUAGUUAACCCAAUUCACAUUGAAGAUCAUCCUUCCCCCAAAAGUCAUUUCAAAUCCUCCGUGUAUUAAGCUGUUUUCUUGCGUGUGCAUGUACCGCUUAUAAAUCGAGAGUUACCGAGAAAGACCAACUAUUUUUAAAAUUCCGCGAAAAGAUUGUUGAUGAUAUAUAUAAGAGUAUAAAAUAUUAAGGCCGCUGCUUCGUAUAGCAGGGCAGUUAAAAAUCAAGAAAUUUGCAUCUUGGGUAAUGUAACAACAAAAGCUCUCCGGCACCAAUUAAAAGAUCACGAUU